Molecule: messenger RNA, 3705 nt
Organism: Sceloporus undulatus (fence lizard)
Lineage: Eukaryota; Metazoa; Chordata; Lepidosauria; Squamata; Phrynosomatidae
Gene: TTF1
Product: transcription termination factor 1
Exons: 11
Coding region: 151-2580 (809 amino acids)
Source: RefSeq, a predicted model, not a curated record
GACGUGUGAACGGGCGCUGCGGACUACCUCAGAGACGAGGCCGCCGUUGGACUGCAACUCCCCUCACCAUCGUCCCUUCUCCCAGAGUCUCUGGGAGGAGGAGGAGGAGUGGCCUCGGCCGCCCACGCACCGUAACCCUUCCUGACGCGCAUGCGCAGCCCCGCCCCUUCACUCCACACGCCGGAAGUAGCCCUGCCGCGGGACGCUCUAGGCCUCACGCCUCUAUGCUCCCACUGGGCAAUAAAAGGAGGUGACGCAACGUGUAGGCAGCAGUCCGCGUGGGAGAGGAAGCUGGAAAUGGCAGACAUCGUGGAUGAUGAUCCGGACGCAUGUAGCUUUCAACUCUUGGGUUCACCGAAGAAGAAAAAGAAGAAGAAAAACAAGUCAGAAAAGCUCAAUGGGAAGACGAAUGAGCAGAAGCAGAAAUCCACAGGAGAUGAUUUAUGCGCAGGUAGCUUUCAGCUCUUGGGUUCACCAAAGAAGAAGAAGAGAAAGAAGAACAACAAGUCAGAGGAGCUUAAUGGGGAGGCGAACGAACAGUCAGUGAAUCCUUUUUUUCAUCCGUCUUUCUCUCCUGACUCAUCCUCUGUUUUCUCUGAGUAUGUUGAGGGUCAGGAUACAAAUUACUGUCAGACUGAACAGCAGAAACCCAAAAGGAGGAAAAAAGACACAAGGGAGACUCCUGACUCCGAAAUGGAAAAGUCUUGGGUCGUACCAGAGAGCAACCCGGACGAUGAGGUUGAAAGAGUUGCAGUGAAAAAGAAGAAAAAGAGAAAGCACAGGUCCAGUGAGCAAGAUACGGACAACGACUUUUAUGUCCCCGAGACUCCAGAAGAAGCCAGCAAUCUGCUUGAAGCAGGUCAGUUGGAAGCGGUGGAUAUCAGUUGUGCAAUCACUCCCAAGAAAAAGAAGAAGAAGUUAGCAAAGGUAUUGUCAGGAGAGCAGGUUGAAGCCAGCGAAGCCUCUGUUGCUGGGACUGACUUUGCCAGUGAUUCAGAGAACACACAGGAGUAUCUUUUUGUAUCCCCUUCUCAGACACCCUCAAAAACUCAAGGUGCAGGUUUUUUGCAGACUAAGACAAGGCAAAAGGUGUCAGUUCCAGGCCCUUCGGCUAAACUGAGCAGCCACUCUGCUCAAAAGAAGCCAUGCAAGCGUAGAAAAUAUCCCAGUGUAUCUUGCCUCGCUGGUAAUUCAGAUGCUACCGAAGAUGGUUGCUCAGUGAAAGACGCUGAGGAGGUGGAUGGAAAACAUGACAAGUCGGAACAAGACCAUAUACUGCAAAAAUCCACUUCAAGUGUGCAUACAGAUGAGAAAGGAUCAUCUUCUCCCAAGAGUCCAAAUUCUGAACUUGUUACUUUGGACAAUGAGUUUCUAGACUCCCCAGGCUUCCAAAUGCAAGAUUUGGAGUCCGUCACCCGGCAGCUGGAGGAGUUCAUCCCACAUGUGAGGAAACUCUCAGAUUCCCUAAUCAAGCAACUGGCCUUAAGAGACCUGGUCAGAUUUAAAAAUUUUAAGAAACAAGGGAUCUCAGUGAAAUUUGGCAAGUUCUCCAAGAAAGAAAAUAAUUUGCUGAGGAAAAAUGUAAAGGCCUUCUUGGAAGAGAGUGGAAUAGACAGUGCAGAAAAACUCUUGUUUACGGACAGAUUUCCUGAAGAGCAAGCCGACCUCAAGAAACUGAAACGUGAACAUUUGUUUGGCUUAAAGAUUGCUCAAGGCAUUCCACGGCCCUGGAGACUUGUCUAUUACCGAGCGAGGAAAAUGUUUGACCCUCAGAAUUAUAAUGGAAAGUAUUCUAAGAAAGAAAAGAAAAAGCUCAGAAAGUAUCAAACCCUAUAUGGCAACAACUGGAAGAAGAUGUCAGAGCUGAUGGGUCGAAGCAGCCACUCACUCCAGCUGAAGUAUUAUGAUGUGAAUUCCAGGUCAGAAUUUAAUUCCGGUGCUUGGAGUAGAGAAGAGACCAAGAAAUUGCUUGACACGCUGAAGGAGAUCCUGAAGGCUAAAGUUGAAGGCCUGGACUCCACCCGGAAGCCAAAGAAUAUGGAUCAAGCAAUGUUGCUCCGUGAAAACCUCUACAAGGACAUCCCAUGGUUUCGGGUUGAAGCCAAAGUGAAAACCAGAGGCUGGAAACAGUGUAAAAAGAAGUGGAUGUCCAUUGUGACCAAGAAGAUGUCCCGAGGGAAGACGAGGAAUCGUGGCCUUGAAAACCUGAAGUUCAAAAUCGAUGUCAUUGAAAGGCUGUAUGAACUAGAUGUUGAGGAUACAGAUGACAUCGACUGGGAGGACCUCUCUCGCAUCAUAGGGAAUGUCCCUCCAGACUAUGUGAGAAACAGAUUUUACAAAAUCAAGAGUAUGUACGUCCCUUAUUGGACCACAAAGACCUUCCCUGAAACUAUUGACUACCUCCACAAAGAGAUACUGCCGAAGUUAAGAUCCAGAGUGGCAGGAAAGGAGACAAAAGAAGUAGCAACGGACGACAUGAGCUGGAAAAGAGCCUUCAAGUUCAAUGAGAUUUUUCAGGAUGAUGAUGACUUAAUUGAUGAUGAAGAGGAGGAGGAGGAGGAAGAAGAGGAGGAGGAGUAGAAGGGGAGGAACCAUUGAGAGAAGGCACCGGUGAAUGAUGCAAUUCAGAAGAACUCUGUGAGUUCGUGAUAUGCUUAAAAUAUUGCCCCUGAGGCAAAAGUAAACUCUUUAGUGAAAAGAAGUAACUGUGUUUAUAUUUUUAUAAAUUAAUAUGUGGCUGUUGCUACUUCAUAUAUUUUGUCAUAAGAGAUGUGGGAUGGAAGAGGCUAUUGGGUUUCUGUUAUUGGAAAUGUCUCAGCAAAGAGCCCUCCCCAGUUCACAUACAACUCCUUUGCUGUCUCUGUAUAGCACAGGAGGGGUCGAACUUUUGGGAUUGUCCCUAUAAAAAUUGUAAAACCUUGCCCCAAUAAAAUUGUAAAAAGUUGGGGGCUUGCCUCCCAAGGCUCCCCAAGGCCUCCAAGGGUGUGUUAAGAGCAAUUUGACACUGCUUUGUGUGCUAUAAACCAUUGGUGGACAUUAUAAAAAACAUGCUAAAAUGGGGAAAAUUUGGGGUGGGUUCUUUUUUUUUCCUCUAAAGGAAAUGGAAGCGACUGCAGCCCACAAAUGUGGUACCAGGAGCAGAGCAUGGCCCAUGGGCCAAAUAUUCCCUCCCCACUUUGGCACAGAGCAAUGGUGUUCCCUUGCGUUCCAUGUGCUCCAUCACCUCUGAACACAGUUGGAAGAUGGAACUUGUAGACCAGCUGCAGAUUGCCUAUUCCCCUUCACCUUGGGGAGAGCACUUGUUGGAUUGGGCAGGGCUGGGCGUUUUUCUCUGGGCUCAGGCUCUCACUUAAACCAAAGGUGGGUUUUUGGACUUCAGCUCCCAUCAGGCCUUGGUGAGGAAUGCUCAGAGUUGCAGUCUGCAACAUGUGGCAUUCUGUUUCAGAACUAGUUGAACAAGGCAUUGGGAAUAUUCAGAUCUGGCCAGCCUUCUCCCAAGAAGAAGGGUGACUUUGCCUUACUUACUUCAUGGCCAUUUGUUUUUCCUCCUGUUAUCUCUCUGCCACACAGCCUAGCCUGGCAGAGUUAUACCUCAGGAUCUUGGUCUACAUCUGGAUUCAACUUCAUGAGCUUCCUGUUGUUUUGUUUACAGGUGUUUAAGAAAUAUGAAUACAUACAUAUAUAGAGAUAAUUGUUUUUUAAAAG